GAUCCGGACAAUAUCGGGCAUUGCUCUUGAGAAAUCCUACGCGAUUAGCUAUAGAGCAUUUAACACGAAUGUUUUAAAUCCAGUGGGAGAUUUUUGAAUGGUUCAAAGCACAAAUCUUUUAUGUAAGCGCAUUUCCGCGAAGGAAUCCUUUCCAAUGACGGCUUCGCCUGAGGUGUCGUUGUAGUUCUGCGUUCGCAACGUCACCUGCCAUCUACGUACCUUUUGCCUUAUUAAAAGCGCUCUCUUGGGUGAUAAGUCCCAAUUAAAAGUAAAUGUUUCCAUUUCAUAAUGCAAAUAAAAGGUUUAAAAGCAAGUAAAUUCUUCUAUCUGCCGGAUAUUGCUUUGUAAUGCGAAUUUGUUUUGGCUUCAAGGCAAAUACAAACGCCUGCCUUGAUCUAUUACCCAGGUAUGGGUGUCACUCCUCUAAAGAUUUGCGUUUGAUUGAAAUGGGGGAGUCGCGGUAAAAGUUAGCGCUCGGCUGUCAAACGGGAGAAAGAUCACCUUUUUGAAUGUAAACAAAAGCCGCAAUUUAUCAGGGAAAUUAGAUGCGGCUGCUGGGCAAAAGUUUUCGAAUAUUUACACGGAUUAGUUUUUGAAGAGCGUUUGCUCUUGCGCGCUGAGAAAAUAAGACACUACAGAGGUCAGGAAGAAAGUUUUUCUCGAGUAGCUUUGACAUCGCAAAACGCUUCAGGGCAUUACCAUGGAAUCAAAAGAUACGCAAGUGAUUCAAAACGAAACCGUACCAGCCAUUGAUAGCAAGAUGAACGAAGGGACAAGUCGGACAUCGAGGGUUCGCUUCUCCGCCAACCCAGACACCUUUAGCGAGGAGGAAGAAGCCGACAUCCGCCACAAACGUCUUCUUCGGUAUUGGUACAAGGGAGGACGAAGAUAUAGCGAGGCGGAAAAGGCGUUUUUGAGCCGAGUGAGAAUACCCUCUGUAGGACUGCUUAGUGACGGAGAAACAAAAGUAGGAUGGCUUAGAUUUUUUGACCCUGGAGGCGAUCGACUCUAUUACUGGCUUCUUAUAGUCUCGGUAGCAGUGGUGUACAAUUCAUGGGUGCUUAUAUUAAGGACCUCAUUCCCCGAACUCCACAAGAGACGUGAGAUUGUUUGGAUGGUCAUCGAUUAUCUCUGUGACAUUAUUUACGUCCUCGACUUUUUCGUGAGUUCUAGAACAGGUUACAUGGAGGACGGCAUCAUGCAAAAGGACAUACAAAAAAUGCGGAAGCAUUAUGUACACACGAGGGCGUUUUAUUUAGACGCCAUGUCCGUCGUCCCGCUAGACAUUGCGUAUUUUUUCAUCGAGCGUGAGCCCGCGAUACGUAUGAACCGCCUUAUUAAGUACCAUCGGUUUUGGCAUUUUCUUGACCGCACAGAAAGUCGGACAAGCUAUCCAAACCUAUUCAGACUAGCGUCCUUGAUGCAGUUUAUUCUCGUCAUAAUCCACUGGAACGCUUGCAUUUAUUUUAUAGUGUCACGAAAGAUCGGAUUUGGAUCGGACUCGUGGGUUUACCCCGGAAUUAAAGAAGGCGGGGGGAACUUAACAGACUUACACAUGUCUCUGACGAGGAAAUAUAUAUAUUCUUUUUAUUGGUCGACUCUGACGUUGACGACGAUUGGCGAGGUUCCGCCCCCGCAUUCUAACGAGGAGUAUCUUAUUGUCACAAUCGACUACUUGAUAGGUGUUCUACUUUUCGCCACCAUCGUAGGAAAUGUAGGCAGUAUUAUCACAAACCAGAACGCUGGCAAAGUGGAUUUCCAAAAUAAAAUGGACGGAAUAAAAUCCUACAUGCGAUUCCACAAGAUUCCGCAACAUCUUCAGCAACGAGUAAUCAAGUGGUUUGAUUAUCUGUGGAUGAACAAGAAACACCCGGACGAAGAAGAAUUACUGCAGUCAUUACCCGAUAAAUUAAGGGCAGAGCUGGCCAUUCAUGUUCAUUUAGAUUCACUGAGAAAGGUUGAAAUAUUUCAGGAUUGUGAAGCGGGAUUUCUAAGCGAGCUGGUCUUGCGUCUUCGUCCACAAUUAUUUUCGCCAGGGGAUUACGUCUGCAGGAAAGGAGAAGUGGGCAGAGAAAUGUACAUUGUAAACAGAGGCAAAUUGGAGGUAGUGUCUGAGACCGGAACCAAAGUUUAUGCCGUGUUAGAGGCCGGAAGUUACUUCGGCGAGAUCAGCGUGUUGUGUAUGAGCGCCGCCGGGAACCGUCGAACAGCUUCGGUUCGUUCCGUCGGCUACUCGGAAUUAUUCUGCUUGUCGAAACAUGAUCUCAUGGAAGUACUCGACGAGUACCCUGAGAUAAAAACUAAGAUCGAGAGUAUUGCUAAGCAGCGUUUAGAGAAUGACAAGCGUCGAACAAGCGUGCUUCUGUCCAACAAACACGACAAAAACAGGACUAACGAGAAUUGUUCCGACACGGAGCCGAGGGUGAAGAGCAGAGCUUUCGCCAAACUGGAGGAGAGGAUUGUGGUCCUUGAGAGAGAGCGAGACAACAUUUUGGAGGAAAUGAAACGACAACGAGAAGAGUUUUCCAACAGACUAGCUGACCUUGAAACCUCCGUGGCGCAGCUAUCAAGGGAACGUGUAAGACCUACCUCAAGAUCGUUUGAUUUUGUUUGGAAAAGAAGAUAACUGCGAGUCUUGGGAGGUCCCCGGUCAGUUAUAGCUGUCUUCUACGAGGUGUUUCCUUCCAACUCUGGCAAUGAAAAAAUUUGUUUUCGCUUCACACAAGCAUCAAAGUCAGUAACAUAAAUGACUCUAUGAAGAUGUUGCCGCGACCAUUGUUCAGAUACUACACGAAGUGCUCUCAACUGAAAUAACUUCUGUUUUGCGGCCAGUUUUCAACUAUUCGGGCGAGGUACUCCUAUGCACAUUACCAGAAUUGGAAGUUGGGAAAUUUCGCUUGUUGUAUUAUACCUAAUCGUACCUCUUUGGUACGCUUCGGUGGCAUGUCAGGCGACUUUGAUCGAACCAUGGUUCGUAAUUAAAAAUACCCAUAGCGAGACCAAACGAGGCUGUCGAGUGCCGCCGAAGCGAACUAAAAACGGUACGAUUAGAUAUGUAUCGCAGGAUAUCAAGACAGCAGACACGGCUUCUGAUUGGCUAAUUGCGAAUUUGGGUACGAUAAGUUCCAGAAAAUCAGAUAGAUAAAGCGAGACGAAAAAUUACCUUGACGUAUGGACUUUCGCUGGUUUUCAAUUAAGCGCUUGCUUUCGAAGACUUUUUAUUCCCUUGUGUGUUCGUUCGUAUCAUUAUAUAAGAGUGCGAGUAAAUAUUCAAGAUGUCAGAUAUUAGUCCAGUCUUCACACCAUGCUAAAAAUCUUGCUUUCAAACAAAGUAAAAACAUAUUCCUUUUACGCCUACGCCUUUGCGUCUGAGAAAGUAAUUAUAUGAAUCUUUAUAGACGUUCGCAUUGCAGAAAAAUAAUCUAACGUGUGCAAUCGAUUUUGCAGGGAUUACCCGGCUGUAAAUUGAUAGAUUUUCUAGUGCUUUAGCAAGUUUAACCCCUCCCUGGUCAGGAGUUAAUACGGUGUAAAUUUCACCAAUAAUAGUUUUAGGUCCCUAUUUACGUGCGCCUGCGCGUUCAUUGCUUUCGGAUCUGACCACGAAAACAAUAACGUGAAAACCCUCUGGAAAUUAAUUAAAAUAACUUUUAAAUACUUGAAAUGAUGGAAAAUCUUUGCCUUCGAAAAUAAUUCAGAAAAAAAAGACAAGAAUCUUAUAUAAACUGAAAAGCUGGAAUUUUCAGUUGCCAGCAAAAAUCAUGUCAGAUGCGAAAAAAAUAUCUUUGGUUAGUUUACACAUAUAAUAGGCUUUAAUAAAGAUGUAUUAAUCUUAUCUUUACAUUCUGUUGAAUUUGAAUGCUGUUGUGUUUUAACAGAUUGAGAAGCCAGGAAAUACGCGCGCCUUAAAGUGCCACAACUCCAACCAAGGCCAUCCGACAAAAUUUUCCACAGGAGGAGGUUAACAAUAGUUUUCCAACAAAUUAUCCAUGUACUCAAGCUGUUCAUUACAAAGGCAACAGAUUUGUGGUCAUUUUUAAUUAGAUAAUCUGUUGGAAAACUACUGUUAACCUCCACCAGUUUUAAUCGUUAAUUUGUAGAACAUUUUGUCGGCUGGCCUUUGUUAGUGUAAUCGCACUGUAAGUGGUGUCAAUCAAAUAUAAUUAAUCAAACAAAAUGCACGAGCAACGGUCCAUUCAACCAAAAAUUCUGGAACUUUCAAAACAGGGCGAAAUGGUAUUAAAAAAAUUCUUGGGAAAGUUUCCGGAAAAACCUAAAAAAUUGUUAAAUUCCCCAAAUUCGAAUCACUCAAAAGGAAAGCCCAAAAAUUCCAAAGGAAAUUCAUAAGGAACGGAAAUUUUCGGUUCAAAAUGUUUGGUUGAAAAAUUUGGGUGUAGCUUGAAGGUCGUCCACCAUAAAUCUGGGAAAAUACUAUUUCAAUCCCUUACCGGGAGAAGCCCAUGAAUUCUGGGCAUGAGGCUGUGUCUACAGAACUGUAGAAUCAGUAAUGUUUUGCUUUCUUGCUUUCUUCCAAACUCCGAUUCAUUACUACGGAAAAUUAUAUCCAUUUUUACUUGCAACGUUUUACAACUUUAUUGGCAUGGCAGUAAAUUUUGAAUCACCCUAUCCGAUAUUAAUGUACAGUAUCUUACAAAUAUUGUAAUAUUUAACAUUUGACUCCGUGCCGUACAUUAUACACACGAUCUACAUUACAUGUAAGUCAGAUGGACGCAAAUUGAAAAAAUAUCACAAAGGAUAUUUUCAGCUGGUUUUUAGCCCGCGCUGUGUCUUGGUAGCUGUUAUCGUUGUCACGUCAACCAAUUAGUAAAAAGUGUUGCGUGAUAAGCCUAUUAGUGGCUGAGAGAAGAGACUGGCGGUUUGUAAUCUUAAUUUAAAAGCAACUUUAAUUUAAUCAAAUUUGAUUUAAUUAAUUCCCUGUGAAGUUAUAGUUGAACCUCGCUAUUUGGAACUCUCAGGGGAGACAAAAAAUAGUUCGAAAUAGCGGGAGUUCGAAAUACCCAAUAGUAAAUGACUGAAGGGCAAAUCC
Orbicella faveolata is the source of this 5044-nucleotide messenger RNA. Its product is annotated as cyclic nucleotide-gated channel alpha-3-like. Gene Ontology annotation, biological process: monoatomic cation transmembrane transport; potassium ion transport. Gene Ontology annotation, molecular function: protein-containing complex binding; voltage-gated potassium channel activity; intracellularly cGMP-activated cation channel activity. Lineage: Eukaryota; Metazoa; Cnidaria; Anthozoa; Scleractinia; Merulinidae. The record is from RefSeq and is a predicted model, not a curated record. Gene Ontology annotation, cellular component: intracellular cyclic nucleotide activated cation channel complex; plasma membrane.